AUGCCGCUUGCUGGUCGGCUGCUGGUGCCAGCGGUCGUCUCUAUUUCCGGCCCUAGGAAGGGAUCGCGAGCUUUGGUAUAUUUAACCAUAUCUGCCCCAUUGCGAGUCGGCAGGCUUGCUCGCCGAUUCCUAGUUCCACGAGAGGAGCCCGUGGAUACCGCAACGUAUCGUUGCUCCAUAUUUGACGUAUUGGCCGCAGUUCGCCGUUCCAUGCUGCGAAAGUCGUUGAUAGGGUUUCCGUUGGCCCCAUCAAUGGCUCUAAGAGCUAUCUCAGCAGCCAAGAAUGUAUAG
This is a messenger RNA of Cylicocyclus nassatus, 291 nucleotides long. NCBI's taxonomy places the organism in Eukaryota, Metazoa, Nematoda, Chromadorea, Rhabditida, Strongylidae. The record is from the annotation of a GenBank genome assembly.